AUGAACGGUAUCGAAAUCACAGUUGACCAUGACUCGCUGGCGUUGAAAACGGAGGUCAUGACCCUGCGGGAUGCACUCCAUGCCUGUCGCAGUUCGCACGACGAAUUGGAGCCAACAGAUGACUCCAGCGGUCAGAGUAGCGUUAGUCAGGUCCGGGACAACAAGAGUUCACCCACUCAGGUGAAGGAAGCCGUUUAUCAAGAUGGCGCGACUCCUUUGUUCAAGGCUAUCGAGGAAGUCAACUGGAGGGAGGCGUUGCGUAUCACGGAAGAGUCACCCAGCCAGGCGUUUACUUGGGUCAAGUCCACAGGAACUCAAAACACAACCUUCGAUUGGUCUUUGUGGAGGCGCCUUCCGUUGCAUGAGGCUUGUCGCCGUCAAGCACCUGCUUGGUUGGUCUCGGCUCUUCUCUCUGUGUAUCCGGAGGCAGCAAAGUGCGCUACCCAGUUCGGGGAGCUGCCGCUGCACUUGGCUGUCGGAUCGGGUGCCGCCCCGGAGGUCGUCAACUUGAUUGUUGUGGCCCACUGGGAAGGCAUCGCUUGUCGAGAUAAGAGCGGCCGUACUCCCAUUGAGAUCUGGGAUGAAUGCGAGCUGCUCGUCGACGAGGACCACCGUGUUGUCUUUGAAAGCUUGACAAGAUGUCACAAUACGUAUACUCGCCUGCAGGAAGAUUGGCAAAACAAGUUUAUUGCCCUGAAGAAGCAGCAUGAAGCGGCUCUCUUUGGCCUGAACUUGCGCCAUGAUGACGAAAUGAAAAAAGAAAAUGAAAAGAAGGCAGAACUAGAGCAAGAGCUAAACAAGCUCCAUCAAAGCGUAGAAAUGCUCACUGCUGAAAACAUCGAACACGAGGAGAAAGUCUCCAGUUUUGCAAAGGUCGAAAGGACUUGGUUGGAACGAGUGGAUUCGCUGACCAAGGCCGUGGAGCAGCUCCAAGUGGAGAAAGCGGAAGAGCAAGAAAAUGUCGAGGCUCUCCACCAGUUGGUCGAAGACAAGGACAUCGAAGUAAAGGCUUUGUCUGCUAAAACCCGUAAGCUGACCAAGGACGUACAGCAAGUAAUGGCCUGGUACAAUCAAACGGAGGAGGGUCUCUCCAGAACGCAGGAGAGCCUGCAACAGAUGGUCGACAACUACGUCGAGGUUCAUGGGAAACUUUCUCGAGAAAAAGAGGCUUUGCAGAGGAUGCUGGCCAAGCGAGGAAUUGAUCUCCCAGCAACACAAAAGAAAAAGUUUUCACCGCGAGCGCUCUCACCAAUUCCAAGCGACUUUGGAAGUGACGUGUCGUCCAUCAUGGACGAUGCGGCCCAUGCUGUUGCAGCUGCUGCGAGUGCUGCUCUCACUGGACACUUGAUUGAUGGACCGGAUUGA
Molecule: messenger RNA, 1365 nt
Organism: Seminavis robusta
Lineage: Eukaryota; Bacillariophyta; Bacillariophyceae; Naviculales; Naviculaceae
Source: the annotation of a GenBank genome assembly